Messenger RNA from Cucumis sativus (cucumber), 1200 nucleotides. RefSeq lists its product as uncharacterized. The transcript has 9 exons. Lineage: Eukaryota; Viridiplantae; Streptophyta; Magnoliopsida; Cucurbitales; Cucurbitaceae. The record is from RefSeq and is a predicted model, not a curated record. The coding region runs from base 110 to 991 and encodes 293 amino acids.
AGGUGAUUAGAGAGGCAAAAGUUGGUAUAAUUCGCGGCUAGAAUUCGAAUCUCCAAAACCCCAAUCGGGCCACAGUGACAGGUUUCGAAGCUUGGAAAUCAGCAGUGCAAUGAAGAAGAAAGUAACAGCAAGCACCAUAAUUCUUCUUUCACUUUUACUUUCUCUUCAAGAAGUUGUUCAUUUUGCUUUCUCUUUACCUCCUUCACACAACAAUCAGGACGAGGAGCAAUCUGCGACUUUGAGACCUCUUGAGCAAAACGAAGAGCAUGUUGACGAGGUUCAUUGUUCCAGAGAAAGAAGCAGGACAGCCUGGAAUAUUAUUGAGGAGCAUUUACUGCCGUUUAUGGAGAAAGAAAAUUAUGAGGUUUCCACCCAGUGUAGGCUUCAUCCGAACAAUGAUCUCUUCAGAGAUCAGGAACAGCACAAGAUUCAUCUUGAUAUAAAUCAUUGGCAGUGUGGAUACUGUCGUAAAAGCUUUCGUGCUGAAAAAUUUCUCGAUAAGCAUUUUGACAACAGACACAGCAAUCUUCUGAAUGUUAGCCACGGGAAGUGCUUGGCUGAUUUAUGUGGGGCAUUACAUUGUGACCUAAAAAUGGAUAUCAAGUCUCGUAAAUCUAAAUGCAAGCCUGCAGCUGCUGCUAGGAACAAGCAUUUAUGUGAGAGUCUUGCUGAUAGCUGUUUUCCAAUUAACGAGGGACCAUCAGCAAACCGUCUUCAUGGUUCCUCAUGGAAUUGCUCAUAUUUUUUUAAUUUAAUGUCUGAGAUACUCCGUAGAGUUGUUUCUUCACCAAUUCUGUGGAGCUCAUUCUUGCACUGGAAAACAAAAGCCAUUUUCAAGAGGAGCAGCGAGGCAACCAGGCAUAUUUUACAUGGCAUCUUCAAUAUUGAUUUUGAUGCUGCUACCAAUUUUCUAUGUCAUUGUCUAUUUACACCGCAGAGAAUCAAGAAAUGGAAUCGAAGUGCUGAAACGAAUCUCAAAAGCUGGACGUAAAAACAAACCCUUGUAACUGGUAGCACCUUUUCCCCCGUUCCUAUGAAAACUACAUUAUUACAUUUUUAAUCUCGUCAACUUCUGGGACUUUGUUUAUGUCCGAGGGUAGUAUAUCAUAGCCAAAUGUCCUUUAGCCAGGCAUCAUCUAAAUGUAAAUUGGAUAUAUCUUGCCUUAUACUGAUUAAGUUUUUUCCCGAUCAUUUGCAUCA